Penicillium subrubescens is the source of this 771-nucleotide messenger RNA. RefSeq lists its product as uncharacterized. Lineage: Eukaryota; Fungi; Ascomycota; Eurotiomycetes; Eurotiales; Aspergillaceae. The record is from RefSeq and is a predicted model, not a curated record. Bases 1 to 771 code for a protein of 256 amino acids. The transcript has 2 exons.
AUGCUUUUCAACAUCAUUGUCGGCUUUGCCUUGGCCACGAGUGCCAUUGCGGCCCCGUUCACAACAUCUGGUCUCAACAGUACCAAGUGGACACCGGAUCAUAUCCUCCAGCCAGACGAGGUCAUCCUUUAUGGCGAGGACCGAAUGGAAAUCGUCCAUGAAAGUGUCUACCACGCACUCCUGGCAUCGCAAGCGAUUUCGCUCGAUGUCCCCGAGGUCGAUGAUACACCCCACAGUAUCUCCAACAGCGGCCGAAACGAAACCAACCUGAAUGCCCGUGCCGACUGCGGGUACACCACUGCCGUCGUCACCGACAGAUCUCAGACCUUCAUCGACUGGGACGUGCAGAUGUCCCCCGUCGUCAUCGGCACUGGAGCUGGCAUGGACGUCUACGUCAGUUCCGGCUACAGCGUGAGCAAUGGUAUCAGUGUUAGUGCCGGCCUUGACUGGACUGCCAUCAAAGAUAAGCUGGGCCUUUCAGUGGGCAUCGACUACUCUCGCACUUGGACCACCCAGACCGUGAUCAAUAUCAAGGGAACGGUUCCGAAUGGCUACUCUGGAGUGAUGAUCACCAAGCCCAUCAAGACUCGCAGAUUUGGCCGCCUUCUGACUGGUUGCCUGGGCCAUCAGACUCAGAAGGGAACCUUCUCGGCGGACUCUUACCAAGAGGGUGCUUAUGCUGGUGUGAAGUGGGUUUCGGGUGCUAUCACUAUGUGCACCAAGAAGCAGUUCCCUCUGUCUCGUUGUAAUGGACUUGGAAACUUCGUUUAA